GAAAGACAAAUCAAAUUAAAUCAAUUCGGCACUUCGCUUUACCAGACGGAAAUCAUUUCAGUUUUAGUAGGUAAUUUACUUUUUUCAGCAGAAAUACAAUAACACAACAACAACAAUGGAAAUGGAUAAAGAGGAAGGAGAAAUGAGUGACGAUCCGAUGCUAGGGGAUGAAGAUAAUGAUUGUAUUCCAGAAGACGUAAAGCCUACAUUGCUUUAUAAGGCAGAAAAGGAAGGAUUAAUCAUCACACAACUAGAAAAAAUUGACGCGAAGAAGUUAGAAGAGAGAGCAAAAAGAUUUGGGUUGAAUCUCUCAGGAAACAGAGUAGUAACACAGAAACAAAUUGAUGAGCUGUACCGUAAUUUUGGAAUAGAAAGUGGGAAUGAACGACAUUUUCGCUUUGAUGCACUACAUUUAAAUGGAAUUGCUGGACUUAAGGAAAAAGAUAUAUUUGAGUACCUUGCGGAUUAUAAACCAGUCAGCCUUGAAUGGAUUGAUGACAAAUCAUGUAACAUAGUUUGUCAAGAUCAUAUAUCAGUUGCAUUGGCAUUGUUAGUGCAUUCACGGGAAAUAAGAAAUGAAGAUUUAAUAGAUAUGCUCAAGAAAUCGUCACAUCACUGGAGGGAAGGUGUUCCACACCCUAAAAAGGACCUGAUAUUGAUGCGUUUUGCUACUAAUGGAGAUAAGAAAUUGCCAAAAAAGGUACCAGAAAGGAAAGCGCCAGAAGGGUAUUAUGAUGAAAUUUUAGAUCCACCAACUAAAAACCCCUGGGGAGAUUUAUGUAAAUCUUGGGGUGUAUAUGACAAUCAGGAAGUUAUUCAGCGCAGAUUAUCCAAGAAUGAUUAUGAAGAUGAAAUAGAAGAACCAGUGCCAAAAGUACAAAUCAGAAAUAAGAGACUAGCCAUGCGCCUCGGCAAAAGACAUCAUAACAAUGUGGAAGACCAGGAUGAAGAUAGUGAUUCUGACACUGAAUGGAAAAAGAAGUCUAAGGCUCCUAGAAUGAGAAUGCAUGCUGAUGACGAAGAAUCUAAGCAGAAUAAGAAAAGACAAGCUAUGGAAUUGACUAAAGCUAUUGCCGAUAAAGAUGUUUAUGCUCCUCUGUCCAUAGAAGUGGUCAAUUCAAGAAGUAAUUAUACACCAAGAGAAUCAGUACUGUUGUCAGAUAAAUUCAAGUACCACAAUAAAACAACUACAAAUAAAGCUAGAAACAACGUUCAGUCAAGGUUAGGUGCUAAAAUUCUGCAUGAAGAUGUACCAUCAUCAAGUGACGAGUCCUCAUACUCUUCUGAUGAAUCUGAUCACAACACAAUGAGUAGAGUUCAAAAAAUAUCUACUGCAAAGAGUUCCAGUGUAUGGUCAAGACUAGAUUCAAAGCCUACCACUACAAGUGAUCACAAUGAUUUGAGGCAGAUGCUAAAGUCAAAAAAGCAAUCUACUACUAAGACAGAUGAUUUAAGAGAUAGAAUAAGUAAAUACAAAAGAGCACCUUUACGGAUUGAAAUAGACAAUAAAUAAGGAAUUAUCAUUUAGGUAAAUUGUUGGAAUGAUUGGAGAGAUCAUGGCUACGCGAAAAAUGGCUCAGAUACCUGGAGAGGAUGGGGGAGUAUAGUUAGGCCCUUCUUGAGAACAUUCUCCAUUUCUACCUAUGGUUUCUCGAGCGAGAAUGUUUCCCAUACAAAGCGGAGAAUGUUCUCAAGAACGUCACAACUCUUGAGGGAGGGAUGAUUGUAAUGUGAAGAGAAUGCAAGGACCUGACAUUCAAACUAGAUGUUCCUGGCCAUUCCUUUGAGGCGCGAAAUUCACCUUGAAUAACGUCACGCUGGAAUCAGGGCUCGGAACCGGUAUUUUUUUAAAACCCCGAAAUAGCCCAAUAUUUUGAAUUUUUUUAUGCUCAUUACGUUGGACUGAAUCAUGUAUUUAGAAAACAAUUUUGCAUUAUUAAAACGUCCCAUUAAAAAUGAAAUUAUAAACAAAAGAACGAAAAAGAACGUAAUAAUACCGGUAUUUUUGUAUGGAGCAAAUACCGGUUUCCGACCCCUGGCUGGAAUGCCGUGUCUACUGGAGGUGAUUCUCUUGAAAAUAGUUGUGAUGUGGUAUUCCUUCAUGCAGCUCGAGCUACUUUCAAGAGAAUCACCGCACAGAAAGAGAUGCAAAAUUAUUAUUACGUUGCGUUGAAUGCGCCUAAGUCUUUUGGUCGGGUGUAUAACAAAACAAAAUAAACUGUAAUGGCCUGAUUGUAUGUUAAUGUCCUACAAAAAGCAUUUAUUGCUGGACAAUUAUAUUGGACAUACACACAAUCAUGCCAGUUUCUCACUUCGUUUACUGUUAUCAUUACACUAUGACCUUGUGAAGAAAUGUGUUCUAUGCAGUUAAAGAUCGAUAUAGAUCUCUGGAGUGCUGAACCAGCAUAGUUUUAGUAGUAAUUCUACAGCAGGAGUAUUUUAAUUAUGAAAUUAAAUUAAUGUUUAGGUUACUUGUUUACCUAAUGUUUUGUGUCUAUCUUAUUCUAUUGAAUAUCUGACUCCUUAAUUCUUAAUUGAAUUACAUAAAUCAAAUGUGUAUUAUUGUCAUAAUCAAUCUUUUUUACUGAUGUAAAUUCUUAUGAAUCUUAUGAUCAAUGUUUUGCGUGUGCAAGCUAGAGCCAGAAUAAAAGAGGUAAUGUAGUAAAUAAAUCUUUAUUUUGCAUAUUCGAAGUAUAAGUGCACUGAUACAAACAGAAUGUUAAUAAUUAAGGAUAAUAAAAACGUGACCAUCUCA
This is a messenger RNA of Cydia strobilella, 2755 nucleotides long. Its product is annotated as nuclear cap-binding protein subunit 3-like. Lineage: Eukaryota; Metazoa; Arthropoda; Insecta; Lepidoptera; Tortricidae. The coding region runs from base 116 to 1513 and encodes 465 amino acids. The transcript has 3 exons. Gene Ontology annotation, molecular function: mRNA binding; RNA 7-methylguanosine cap binding. Gene Ontology annotation, cellular component: nucleus. The record is from RefSeq and is a predicted model, not a curated record.